Messenger RNA from Eruca vesicaria subsp. sativa (arugula), 1469 nucleotides. NCBI's taxonomy places the organism in Eukaryota, Viridiplantae, Streptophyta, Magnoliopsida, Brassicales, Brassicaceae. The record is from the annotation of a GenBank genome assembly.
GCAAAACAAAGCUCUCUCUCUUCUCUCUAUAUUUUCAUCUCAAAAUAAGAAAAAUAAUUACCUUUUUAGAACUUAGAAGAAACUAUCAAGUUUUUUUAUGCUAAAAAAGGAAGUAUAGUUUCGAGUAAGAACAGUAUGUCGAUAAGACGUAUCUAUCCAUGCCUUAAUGUUCUCAUCAAAAGAUCAAGUCCUUUCUUUGCAUGAUCAACCACAAGACCACAACACAAAGUCUAUAUUUCUUCCUCUUUCUCUAGCUUCUGUUAUAACAAUCAAGAAUCAAGAAUGGUACGGACACCGUGUUGCAGAGCAGAAGGGUUGAAGAAAGGAGCAUGGACUCAAGAAGAAGACCAAAAGCUUAUUGCUUACGUUCGACAUCACGGUGAAGGAGGCUGGCGAACCCUACCCGACAAAGCUGGACUCAAAAGAUGUGGCAAAAGCUGCAGACUGAGAUGGGCCAAUUACCUUAGACCUGACAUUAAGCGUGGUGAGUUUAGCCAAGAGGAGGAAGCUUCCAUCAUUAAUCUCCAUGCCAUUCAUGGCAACAAAUGGUCCACCAUAGCUCGUAGAUUACCUGGAAGAACAGACAACGAGAUCAAGAACCACUGGAACACUCACAUCAAGAAACAUCUUAUCAAGAAAGGUAUAGAUCCGUUGACUCACAACUCACUUGAUGGUAAACCAUCUAACCAUCCAGAGACAUCGAAGGAUAAAAGCAGCGUUUAUCAGGAGGAGCAUGAUCAGAAUUCAAACAAUAAUAAGUCGUUAGGGUCAUCAUCAGCUCGGUUACUGAACAGAGUAGCAAACAGAUUUGGUAAGAGAAUCAUCAACCACAGUGCUCUGUCUGAUAUUAUUGGAAGUGGUGGCCCAUUUACUAGUCACACUACUUCAACUACAAGUGCUUCUGAGUGUGAGAAGUCAACAAGUUCUUCCUCCACACCAAACUCUUCAAAUCUUCACAUGAUCCUCGAUGCAACACCUUUGUCCUCGUCUACGUUCUCUAACGACACCUACGCUUCGUUAAUGUACGACAAAGUCUUUGAUGACAUAGAAGAUAUGACAGGAUUUUCAUCAAGAUGUUUGAAUGAUGAAGAUUUCUUGACGUUGGAUGAGUCUUGUUCAAAGAAUACUUUGUUCAUGAGGGAACUUGCAAUGAUUCUUCAAGAGGAUAAAAAUGAGGCGACAUCGUUUAGUGAUAGCCACGUGAGGCCGAUCAAUGAGGUUGAUAACUACUCCUUUGAAGGGAUUGACAACUGGUUUGGAUAAAGUAUAUCUACAGAAAUGUAUAUUAGCUUCCGGCCAGGAAUAGUCUAAAUUUAAUGAUGAUGAUGAUGAUGAAAAUAUGGCAAGUAUAUCAAUUAGAAUUUGAUUUUGCUGAGUUUUUUUAUAUAGUCAGUGUGAGUUUGUGAAUGAUUGUAAUGUUUAUUUUGUAAGAAACUAACUACAAAGCAAUAAUAAAAAGUUACGUAAUA